Molecule: messenger RNA, 207 nt
Organism: Lindgomyces ingoldianus
Lineage: Eukaryota; Fungi; Ascomycota; Dothideomycetes; Pleosporales; Lindgomycetaceae
Exons: 1
Source: RefSeq, a predicted model, not a curated record
AUCCUUGGCGGAGGCAACGCAUACGGUUCAGCAAGCAUUGAAUAUCGCACCAAUCUCUCCGUGCCUCUUCAGGCAGAGAUUGCCCAAGUUUAUGAGCUUUCCUUGCAGAUAGUGUGGCGUAUUGCAGUCGGGUUUGCCUUAUUCGGGUUUCUCCACAGUUUUGGAGCUCGUCAGCUAGAACUCCGGAAGCAUGUGGCAGGGGAUUUC